AAUCAUUGUCUUUUUUAGUAAUAAAUAGGUUACAUAGUGACACAUUAUGAGAGGAAAAAAAACUGUCAAAAUAUUUACGUGGUGCCAAAACAAUGCGCUAACACAUUUCUUUAUCUUGCAAAUUUAAAGCCCAUUUCAACUUGUCAUCUAAAAGUGUUAUAUCCGAUGAUGAUUAUUCGCAAUCGCACAAUUUGAACAAAAAAAAACGACUUGGACACCAUGCAAUACAACGCCACGAAAGAGAGUUUUAAAUUGCUCCAAUUGUCGGACACAUCAAAAUCGUCCGAACUGGAAUUACCUGAAGUGACCACACAACGGAAACGACGAAUACGACGGAAGGUACGCACAUCAGCCAGUCCACAUUUGCGUAGUUACAAUGCGUCACACAAAGAUUCCACCGAUGACAUGCAACCAGCAUGUCAAAACAUUGGCCUUUGGAUAGCUGUGUUCAUGAGCUGCGGCUGGUUACUUAUAUUAUCAUACAUGAUGGCUGUUGUAUAUACCGAAAAUCGUAGAUUAGAAGUGGAAAUAUCCAAAUUGUCGACCAGUAGUCAAAGUGUUCCAGAUGCCCUACAAAAAUGGCAUGAAACGUCCAAAGGGCUUCAACAGAAUCAAACGUCCAUGUCAAGUAUUGUACAUGCCUUGCAGAAGCGGAUCGACGCCUUCGAAACUGAUUUGAAUAUUGUAAAGGCUGCAAUUAGCAAAAAGGAAGCCACCUCCGAGGAGAAUAAUGCUGCCGUUGUCGCUGUUGGUGCUAAAUAUGCCGACUUAAGGGCAGACGUAGAUAGUUUAAAGGAGAAAUUGCAGCAAAUUAAAGCUGAUGAAGAUGUGACCCAAACAAAGUUGACCAAACUAGCGGAAACGUUCAACACCACCACCACAAUAAUAACAGCACCAUCCACCUCCAACAAUGAGACAAUGAAGGUCAUCGAGAAUUUUACGAGCAAUUUCACCAGUCAAAUAAGUUCGUUGUCCAAGAACGUAUCCACAUUCAACGAUACAUUGACCCAGCGAAGCAAUGCAUUGGAUGUGGAUGUAAGGAAAAACAAGGAACGUUUGGAUGGGCUUGAGGAAAAGCUAGCGAAUGUAACGUCGAAAAUUGGUUCGUUAGAAUUUCGUCGGGACAGAAGUGUGUCGACAGUGCAACCGUCGUCCGAUGCCACGGGAUAAAAUAAUGUCAUGUGUAGCAAUAUUGUAAUAUGGGUGGAGAACUUAAAUAGUAAUUUUAAUUGUUAACUAAUUAUUAAAUUAUUUUUUGUUUGACAGAAGCAAUCAAAAACGGAAAUUCCCCCUCCCCCAGUGUUAGUGAGUGAGUUGAGCCAAAAAAAAACCUAAAAAUAAUUUUUGUAAGUCGAUAAACAAAAAAUUUGAUUCGCUGCAAUCAACUCUUAUCAAUUUUUCGUCAAACCAUCAAUAUAUUAAUGAUGAAUCAUUUUGAUCGCAUCGGAGGGAUUAUACCGGUUAGCUAGUUUGACGAAAAAUUGAUAAAAAAGAGAUUUUGAAUUUGAACCGAACGUGUGUAUACAAUGGACGCAAUUGAAUUUAUACGAGAAGUAAGAAGGGUUUCCCAUUGCCGUCGGUUACUUCUUUUUGAUAAUAAAAUACCAAAAUUUUGUUGAUAAUUUGUGUAAAGAGUGUAGCGCAUUUUCUUAUGUAAAAUUGAAAAUGAAUGAACAAUAAACGAAGAACGUGUAAAGAUU
Bradysia coprophila is the source of this 1700-nucleotide messenger RNA. RefSeq lists its product as uncharacterized. NCBI's taxonomy places the organism in Eukaryota, Metazoa, Arthropoda, Insecta, Diptera, Sciaridae. The record is from RefSeq and is a predicted model, not a curated record.